CCGCUGACUCGGCACCCUCUCAUCCAGAUCCUCGAAGAAGUGUCGAACAAUAGCGACAAGGGGCUUUAGUCUGGUGUUCUUUACCGCGACCAUGUCUCCAAUUCGAUAGAUUGUGUCGCCACGUUGGAAGGCAGAGUACGACUUCACAUGAUGGCCACCGCGCUUGAUGAGCUGUGAUGGAGGAGGGAUCUCUGUCUCGACCCAGACGUCGCCGGUGGGAGCUGGAGCGGUGCCGCGUCCGCUACGUCUGCUGGUCAUUGUAUGCUGUCUGCCCUUCAAUAACGCGUUUAAAUGCUGCUCUGGCCGGAUUCGAACGUCGAGCUCCGACCUUGACCGUGCACUAGGUGCAUAUACGCGCUCCUCCAAGAGAACGUGAGAGAUUCGACAUCAUCAUGGCAGAGUUCUCGUCAAGCAACGGGUCCCUUCGAGAGGUAUACGAUGAAGCACAGUCUGUUCAACAGUCGAUAGAGGAAGGGGCAGUUCCAGUGGCGGAGGUUCAGGCUACCGUCGAGAAAGCGAUUCGACUCUACGAAGGAUGCUGUGAGCUCAUCGACCGUAUCUCUCUCUUCAGCUUGAAUGAGGAGCUGGAGGAAAUCAAUUCAUCGGAACUACGCUAUCUUCUAUGUCCAUAUAAUCUCGCGAGUCUCUACACCCUACGCAUGACCAGCGACCGGAAAUCCACACUUGCUCUCUCGCAGAAUACCUUCAAAUUGUUCCUUACGCAGAUUGAGGCAUACGGACUCUUAGCAGUAGAAGAUAAACGCGCAGCCGAAGCAGCACUCUCCGGGAAAGCAUCCGAAGCACUGGGAAUGGGACGCGGCGGUGGAGAUCCAGCUGCGAGACGAGCCGCGAAGAUCGCACGGUAUAAACGCGAAAAAGAACUCGAAAGAAACCUUGAGAUCCUCCGUUCAGCAGAUCAAUCACACGACGAAACCCUUCGCUCGGUAUGGAGUGCAACAAUCUCAUUCCACGCCACGAAGGCUGUCGCGGCACUAGAAGGUAUUGCCCAGGAAUUGGAGAUGUUGGCAUUCAUGCCCCCGGUAUCGGAUCUUAUGCGGAGAGAAGAGUUUGAUACGCGGGCACGAGAACGUGACGGACAGCGGGGAGACGACUACGAUGAUCGCGUUGUAGUCGGUGGGCGCGGACUACCCAAGAGUGGACCCCUCCUUGACCCUAAUACUGGGAAACCUCUUAGACCGUUCGUCAUAACCGGCGACCGCGAACGCUUCCAACAAUCCGUCUUUGGGCCCGGCUACAACCUCCCAACAAUGUCAAUCGAGGAAUACCUCGCCGAGGAAGAACGCAGAGGAAACGUCAUCAAAGGUGGUGGCGAACAAAGUGGAGAACAAAAAGAGGAGGAUGAGGAUGAUGAGGAGGAAAGUGAUAGGAAGAUGUAUAAGGCUAGGGAGUGGGAUGAGUUCGUGGAGGCGAACCCGAAGGGGGCGGGGAAUAUGGGGUUCCGGAGGGGGUGA
Molecule: messenger RNA, 1472 nt
Organism: Saitoella complicata NRRL Y-17804
Lineage: Eukaryota; Fungi; Ascomycota; Saitoellomycetes; Saitoellales; Saitoellaceae
Product: TAP42-like protein
Exons: 4
Coding region: 393-1472 (359 amino acids)
Biological process (GO): regulation of signal transduction; regulation of dephosphorylation
Cellular component (GO): cytosol
Molecular function (GO): protein phosphatase 2A binding
Source: RefSeq, a predicted model, not a curated record